Molecule: messenger RNA, 300 nt
Organism: Calypte anna (Anna's hummingbird)
Lineage: Eukaryota; Metazoa; Chordata; Aves; Apodiformes; Trochilidae
Gene: FAM229A
Product: family with sequence similarity 229 member A
Exons: 2
Coding region: 1-300 (99 amino acids)
Source: RefSeq, a predicted model, not a curated record
AUGAGCUCCCAGUGGUCACAGCAGGUCCGGAGAUUCCCUAUGGAAGCAGGGGACUGUCCCAGCUCUGCUCAGCCUCCCCAGCUGAGGGACCCGGCAGACACUGAGCAGCCCACGGGCAGUGCCAUUCCAUGCCAUGCUGUGCCAUACCGUGCCAUUCCGUGCCGUGCCACGGGGCUCAUGCUGCUCUCUCCCCACAGGCAGCUGCGGCGAUGCCCCGGCAGCCACCGCCUGACCGUGCUCAACGUCCCCAUCGAUGUGUUCGUCGCCAUGGGAGGGGGCAGGAGGCCUCGCACCUCCUGA